This is a messenger RNA of Argentina anserina (silverweed cinquefoil), 3272 nucleotides long. RefSeq names its product pentatricopeptide repeat-containing protein DOT4, chloroplastic. The transcript has a single exon. The record is from RefSeq and is a predicted model, not a curated record. NCBI's taxonomy places the organism in Eukaryota, Viridiplantae, Streptophyta, Magnoliopsida, Rosales, Rosaceae. The annotation marks the transcript as partial. Gene Ontology annotation, molecular function: protein binding; zinc ion binding.
ACAAUGCUCUGCAAAACCUCACCAAACCAGUCAUGGGUCUCUCUUGCUUCUUCCCACCAUGAUAUAAAGCCAAAGCCUUUAAGCCCCCGCUUCAUUUUCUCUAGACCCAACUCAACAACCUCACUGUCAUCUCUGAAUCUACGUAGUUUUGGCGCCAAAUUUCGUGUCCCGGCGACCGCCCUCGCCGGAGACGCCCGCCGGAGAACUGCGGACAAGAAUGUGGAGAUUGGCGAGCUCUGUGAACUGGGUAAUCUGAAGGAGGCGGUGGAAAUGGUGUGCGCGGCGGAAAGCUCCGAUCUUGAUUCGGCGGCGUACUGCUCUGUUCUGGAGCUCUGCGCCGGGGCCAAGUCCUUAAAAUACGGGAGGAGGGUCCACUCGGUUCUUGUUGACCAUGGAGUCAGCGCUGAUGGAUACACGGGGGCGAAACUCGUGUACAUGUACGUGCAUUGUGGGGAUUUAAGAGAAGCGAGGCGGGUUUUCGAUGGGUUGUCGAAUGGCAAAGUGUUUGUUUGGAAUCUGAUGAUUAAUGAGUAUGCGAAGAUAGGUGAGUUCAGGGAAGGUGUGAGUUUGUUUGGGAAGAUGAUGGAGUGUGGGAUUGAGGCGAAUUCGUAUACGAUUUCGUGUGUUUUGAAGUGUUUUAAUGGUCUUGGGUGCGUUAGGGAAGGGGAUUGGGUUCAUGGGUAUGUGUGUAAGGUGAGGCUGGGGUGUGAUUGUAGUGUGGGGAAUUCUUUGAUGGCUUUUUAUUUCAAGAAUGGGAGAGUUGAGAGUGCGCGGAAGGUGUUUGAUGCAAUGCGUGAGAGGGAUGUCGUGUCCUGGAAUUCGAUGAUAAGUGCGUAUGUGUCGAACGGCGCUGCGGAGAAGGGGGUUGAGGUUUUCAAGGAGAUGUUCCGGUCUGGGGUUGAUGUGGACUUGGCUACGAUUAUCAAUGUGUUGAUGGCCUGUUCGGACUGUGGGAGGCUGGAAUUAGGUCGGGUGGUUCAUGCUUUUGCGGUGAAAGGUGGUUUCGGGAGGGAUGUUAUGUUUUGUAAUAAUGUGCUGGAUAUGUAUUCAAAGUGUGGUGAUUUGAGUGGUGCAGUUCGAGUUUUUGAGAAGAUGGGUCGAAGAAGUGUUGUGUCGUGGACUUCGAUGAUUGCAGGUUAUGUUAGAGAAGGUCUUUCGGACAAGGCAGUUGAGUUGUUUUGUGAAAUGGAAAAGAAUGGUGUUAGCCCAGAUGUUUAUACAAUCACAAGCAUACUUCGUGCAUGUGCUUGUAGUGGCUUAUUGGAAAAAGGCAAGGAUAUACACAAGUAUAUUAGAGAACACGACAUGGACUCGAGUUUGUUUGUCUGUAAUUCACUCAUGGAUAUGUAUGCAAAAUGCGGAAGCAUGGAAGACGCUGACUCAAUUUUUUCUCGUAUGCAUAGGAAGGACAUUGUGUCGUGGAAUACCAUGAUAGGAGGUUACUCCAAAAACAGUCUCCCAAAUGAAGCUCUUGAACUCUUUUCUGAGAUGCAGAGGAAAUUUAAACCUGACAGCAUGACAAUUUCUAGUGUCCUUCCGGCUUGUGCAAGCUUAGCAGCUCUAGACAGAGGGCAAGAGAUCCAUGGUUAUUUACUGAGAAAUGGAUACUUUUUAGAUCAAUAUGUUGCCAACGCACUUGUUGACAUGUAUGUCAAGUGCGGGGUACUAGUUCUUGCUCGGAUAAUCUUUGAUAUGAUUCCAGUGAAGGAUUUGAUCUCUUGGACUGUGAUAAUUGCUGGUUACGGGAUGCAUGGAUUUGGAAAGGAAGCUAUUGCUGCUUUCAAUGAGAUGAGAAAGGCUGGUAUUGAACCAGACAGCAUUUCCUUCAUCUCUAUACUUUAUGCUUGCAGUCAUUCUGGAUUAGUUCAAGAAGGAUGGAAAUUCUUUGAUAUAAUGAGAAACGAUUACAAAAUCGAGCCCAUGUUGGAGCAUUAUGCUUGUAUGGUAGAUCUUCUUGCUCGUACUGGGAAUCUGGCCAAGGCAUAUAAGUUUAUAAACAUGAUGCCAAUAAAGCCAGAUGCCACAAUCUGGGGUUCCUUGCUCUGUGGGUGUAGGAUUCACCAUGAUGUGAAACUAGCGGAGAAAGUGGCAGAGCAUGUCUUUGAACUAGAGCCAGAAAACACUGGUUAUUAUAUACUACUAGCAAAUAUUUAUGCAGAGGCAGAACAGUGGGAAGAAGUCAAGAAGCUGAGGGAGAGGAUUGGUCGACGAGGCUUGAAAAAGAAUCCUGGCUGUAGUUGGAUAGAGAUCAAGGGAAAAGUUAAUGUCUUUGUUGCAGGAGGCACUUCACACCCAGAUGCCAUGAAGAUAGAGUCCCUGGUGAAGAAGUUUAGAUUGAGGAUGAGGGAAGAUGGCUACAAUCCUAAAAUGCAGUACGCUUUGAUCAAUGCAGAUAAGUUGGAGAAAGAAGUGGCUCUGUGUGGGCAUAGUGAGAAGUUAGCCAUAGCAUUCGGAAUACUGAACUUGUCACCGGGAAAAACUAUACGUGUAACAAAGAAUCUACGAGUCUGUGGUGACUGCCAUGAGAUGGCCAAGUUCAUAUCCAAGACAUCUAGGAGGGAAAUAGUUUUGAGAGAUUCUAAUCGCUUUCAUCAUAUGAAGGAUGGAAAUUGUUCUUGUAGGGGCUUCUGGUAAAGUGAAGUUGCAUCUUUCACAUUUCAGGACUCAUUGACUCGUCGACCCAAUUCAUAUUCAAACACUACACCGUUCAAGAGAUUGUCUCGACCAACAACAAUUAGGAAGAACUCUAAAGAGGCAUGUGUAUUGCGCCAAUUGGGGAACAUGCUUGUUUGGUUAUCCCCAGCAGUGAAUCGAACAGAUAAGCUGUGAUGAGUAACAACGGGUUAAGUGAGAAUGGAUCCAUCAGUUUGUCCAGGUUCUGCUGUUCCUGAAGAUUCCACCUUUGUUGGUUUUCUGGUCUGAAGACGCCUCAUAUUUCGUUGCUGAUAAUAGUGUUGCAGGAUUUCUGUGCUGCAAGUUUGCAACUACCGUGAGAAUUUAUCAUGUAAAUUUACAGAUAAAACAAGCAUAACUAUACCAUCUUUUGAAUGACAUUCUCGAGAUUUUUUAGGCAACGUUGGGGGAGUACACGACUAUGGAAGCCAGCGAGUCUUAUCACACACACACUAGCUCCUGCAACUCCUGCAAGCUAGAGAGGCACACCCAUGCAAGACUCAUGCUGACACUUAUGCAAGCUAGAGAGGCACGCUCAUGCAAGCUAGCGAGGUAGCCAUGCUCACGCUCGUGCAAGCCAGCGAGAAUAAACACAGAAA